Physella acuta is the source of this 4016-nucleotide messenger RNA. Its product is annotated as AFG3-like protein 2. Gene Ontology annotation, molecular function: metalloendopeptidase activity; ATP-dependent peptidase activity; ATP hydrolysis activity. Gene Ontology annotation, biological process: mitochondrial protein processing. The record is from RefSeq and is a predicted model, not a curated record. Lineage: Eukaryota; Metazoa; Mollusca; Gastropoda; Physidae. Gene Ontology annotation, cellular component: m-AAA complex; membrane.
UGUACCGUAUAUAUAAAAGUUUGAAGUAACGGGUAUGAUAUAACAAAAUACUUAAGGACAAACACAUUUUGUCUUAUCAUUUUUUUAUUUCUAAAAUGGCGUAUCGAAUUAUAGGAAAAGCAAAUCAAGCAGAUAUUUUAUUGCGACCUCUAACAAGAAAUUUUUUAUGUAAACUGCUGAGACAGGGAUCCCAUAAACCUUCUUUGAUAACAAGUCACACCACAGCUGGCAGUUUACUUAGACAAUUAUCUGCACUUGAUAUUCAAGCAAGACACUUUUCUGAAAAACCACCAAAAUCAGAUCCCACCCAACAACCAAAAGAUGCUAAGCAAGCAAAGACUCCACCACAGGAAGAAUCAGGGUGGAAAAUUAAAUUUAAAAUUGGAGAUUAUGAGUACAAUAGUUCUGGUGGAGGAGGCAGCAAGGGUAAAAAGCCUGGCCUGCCUGAUGAUAAACAAAUGCUUAUAUUUGGUACCAUUGGAGGAGCUCUGGUGCUCUACUCCAUUUUCUCCAAUCAAUAUAAAGAAAUAACUAUGAAAGAAUUCUUCCAAAAUUAUCUUUCUAGUGGAAUGGUUGAGCAAGUAGAAGUUGUGAACAAUAAAUGGGUUCGUGUCAAGUUUAUGCCUGGUACUCAAAUUGAUUCAUCACACACAAUAUGGUUCACCAUUGGCAGUGUAGAAACAUUUGAACGAAACUUAGAGAAAGCCCAGAUGGAUAUGAAUUUAGAGCCUUCUAAUUUUAUCACAGUUGUUUAUAAGAAAGAAAGAGAUUGGAGUAACAUUUUGUUAAAUGCUAUGAGUUGGGUUUUACCGAUCGCCGUAAUGAUUUGGUUUUUUCGAAGAGGGCCUUUGGGAAAAGCAGGAGGAGGCAGAAGUGGAUCAUCAGGGGGCAUGUUUGGAUUUUCACAAACAACUGCUAAAGUUUUAGAGAAAGAUAUUGGUGUUAAAUUCAGUGAUGUAGCUGGUUGUGAGGAAGCUAAGCUUGAAAUUAUGGAGUUUGUUAAUUUUUUGAAAAACCCACAGCAGUAUUUAGAUCUUGGGGCCAAAAUUCCUAAAGGUGCAAUGUUAACUGGACCACCAGGUACAGGUAAAACUCUCCUGGCAAAAGCUACAGCCGGGGAGGCCAAUGUUCCUUUUAUUACAGUAUCAGGUUCUGAAUUCUUGGAAAUGUUUGUUGGUGUUGGGCCCUCUAGGGUACGAGAUAUGUUUGCACUUGCUCGCAAAAAGGCUCCAUGUAUUUUGUUCAUUGAUGAGAUUGAUGCUGUUGGUAGGAAGAGGAGUGGGCGCAACUGGGGCGGCAACAGUGAGCAAGAAAAUACCUUAAAUCAGCUGCUAGUUGAGAUGGAUGGCUUCAACACACAGACCGGUGUAGUAGUCUUAGCAGCAACAAAUAGGGUUGACAUUCUAGAUCAGGCUUUACUACGUCCAGGCAGGUUUGACAGACAGAUCUAUGUGCCUUUACCUGACAUUAAAGGGAGAGCAUCUAUUUUUAAAGUCCAUCUAAGCAACCUUAAAACUGAAGUCCCUAUUCCUGAUCUAGCUAGAAAAAUGGCAGCUUUAACCCCUGGCUUCUCAGGUGCAGAUAUUGCUAACGUGUGUAACGAAGCAGCCCUUAUAGCUGCCAGAGAUCUGAACACUUCUAUUCUAAUUCAACAUUUCGAGCAAGCUAUUGAGAGAGUUGUUGCAGGUUUAGAGAAGAAAACUCAGGUGUUACAGCCAGAUGAGAAGAAAACUGUUGCCUACCAUGAGGCUGGACAUGCAGUAACUGGCUGGUUUCUGGAACAUGCUGAUCCUUUGCUGAAAGUUUCCAUAAUUCCAAGAGGUAAAGGUUUAGGGUAUGCUCAGUACUUACCAAAAGAACAAUAUUUAUACACGGAAGAACAGCUUCUAGACCGCAUGUGUAUGAUGCUAGGUGGUAGGGUUUCCGAACAGGUUUUUUUCAAUAAAGUGACAACAGGAGCUCAAGAUGAUUUGAGGAAAGUAACACAGACAGCAUACUCACAGGUGGUUAUGUUUGGGAUGAAUGAGAAAGUUGGCAACUUGUCCUUCGACAUGAACCAACAAGGGGAGAUGUCCUUUACCAAACCAUACAGUGAGGCCACAGCACAGCUCAUUGAUGAAGAGGUCAGGCAGAUAGUCAACAAUGCCUAUCAGAGGACAUUGGAGCUAUUGAAAAAACAUAAAGACGAUGUGGAAAAGGUUGCUCUUCGUUUAUUGGAGAAAGAAAAACUUGACAAAGAAGAUAUGGUUGAACUUUUAGGCAAGAGGCCUUUUGCUGAGAAGUCAACGUAUGAGGAGUUUGUUGCUGGCACAGGUUCAUUUGAGGAAGACACCACAUUGCCAAAGGGCCUAGAAAACUGGAAUAAAGAAAAGGAAAAAAAAGUAGCUGAUCCUUUAGAAUCUUAGUGUGUGUAAAUGGGAGUUUUUUGUGUUUGCCUUAUUUAUGCUGGAAAAUGUGUAUACUAUUUGUGUUUAAUAUAGAAAUUUUGAGUUCAGAAUCAAAGCUGGAAUAUUAUUUCUUUAAAAUUAGUUACACAACUUUUGUUCUAUCAUGUCUCUAGUGAAAGGAAGGAGGAUCUUUAACUUUAGAAAAUUUCAAUACAUCAAAAAAUGUAUUUCUAGAAAAAAAAUUCAUCCAUUUUUUUUGUCAACUAUUUUCUUAGUUUAAUCAACACCCUAGUAUGUAUUAAAUUGAAAUAUUUCCUAACUAAACAUUUAAUAAUUAAUGUAUAUGUAUAGCAUUAAAUAAUCCUAGAUUUUUGACAUAGCCAUACUUGAUGAAAAAUAGUCUUUCUGAUGAAUGUGUUGGACCAUUUCAGUAAACAAUUUUUAAAAAAAAGUAAAGAGGAAAUGUUGUGUAAUUAAUUUUUUUAAAAACAGAUUAGAUGUUGUGUUUGUCAAAGAUUUAUACAUAUUAUUUUUGGUAUACAAACUUACCUUUAGUGAUAAUACAUUGGUGAGUCAUUUCAGCUCCUUCACACAACUAGGGUACUUUAGUGCUAGAUUAUCAUGAGCUCUGUCCAUACAACUGUCACAGUGUGUCUGAUAAAAGCUGUCAUCAUAGAUUGACCCCACAAAUUAACACACAACUUUUUGCAUAUUUUCUAUUUCUAUUUCCCUCUUCUGCCUACUGUUUCAUUAACUAAUUAAUUCAAUUAUUUUAUCAACAAAUAAGCAUUAGAAUUAGAUCCAAAGUUUUUAGUGAAUUCAAUGCCAAACUUCUUUACCAUAUGUGAUUUAUCUAUUGCAAAAUAAAUAUUGAGUUAAUUAUAGUGGUAAUAAUAUAUGGGAGAUUUGGUAAUCCAAUGCGCAAAGUGGCCUGACAAUACCAUAUGAUAGUGUUAUACUUGUGAUGGGACAUAGACAUCAUAAGUUAAUGGAGUUUCAGGUUAUAAAUAAAAGUAUAAGAUACUUGUCAAGUGCAGAGAAGGGGUUCAUCAUGAUGAGCUGAAUCCACACAACUGUAUUGUGUGUUGAGUUUUUUUUAAUAUAGUUAGCUCUGUUCACACAAUGUUUUUUUUUAGAUAUACCCUAUCCACACAAAUAUUGUUUUUGUUGUAAUAUCAUAAUCUCUAUUCAUACAUAACUGUAGUUUUUUUUUUUUGUUGAAAUAUUUUGAAGAGCUCUAUCUACACAUGUGUAAUGUUUUUGUUUUGUUAAGAUAUUAUCAGGAGCUCUAUUCACACAAGUGUUAAUUUUUUUUUCACAUAUUAUUAGCAUGACUCACACAAUGGCUACAUUAUUUUAAUCCUUGACGGCAUAGCCAACUGUUUAUGUUAAAGUAACAAUCUUAUGAUUGUUUAACUAAAAUUAUAGGCCAUAUUAAUAUUGUAAGAUUGAUGUGGAUGCUUGAGUUAGUUAUAAUGUAUAAGGUUUAUUUUAGACUUUUUGUAUGUCAACUACAUUAGAUUUAUGUUAUGAUAACAUGGCAUACAAUUGCAUUGUUUACUAUAGCUGUCUUGUCAUUUGAUACAUGUCUUUCAAGUGAUUUGUAAAAGAAAUUCUUUUGGAGAAAUU